Molecule: messenger RNA, 2152 nt
Organism: Onthophagus taurus
Lineage: Eukaryota; Metazoa; Arthropoda; Insecta; Coleoptera; Scarabaeidae
Gene: PKr-B
Product: neuromedin-U receptor 2-like
Biological process (GO): neuropeptide signaling pathway
Cellular component (GO): plasma membrane
Molecular function (GO): neuromedin U receptor activity
Source: RefSeq, a predicted model, not a curated record
ACCACUUUGGUGGCUACAAACCUGCCCACGACGUGACUUGAAAAGUAUUUACAAGUUUCCAAAGAAAAUUUUCAAGAAGAUUUUUUAGGGGUAAUACAUAAUGUAAAAAAUCAUCCAAUCAUGUUUCAAUCGAUUCUCGACAACUCCCAUUCUCUGAGUGAAAUCCCGGCUUUAAAAUGGACAUCGACAGAGAUAAACGCAUCGAUUUCUACCGCAACAAUCUUAAAUUUAUCUUCGAUACAACGAUCGCAAAACAAUUUAAGAGAUUGGGGACCAAAACGCGAUCCCCUUUACAUCGUAAUUCCAAUUACGAUCAUCUACACGAUAAUAUUCUUUGUUGGUGUCAUCGGAAACAUAAGCACGUGCAUCGUAAUAGCAAGAAAUAAAUGUAUGCACACUGCGACGAAUUAUUAUUUAUUUAGUUUAGCAAUAUCUGAUCUUUUGCUAUUAAUUUCUGGGUUACCACCUGAAAUUUAUUCAGUUUGGUCAAAAUAUCCAUACAUUUUCGGCGAAGCUUUUUGUGUUUUACAAGGAUUUGCAGCUGAAACAUCGGCGAACGCAACAGUUUUAACGAUUACGGCGUUCACAGUUGAACGUUACGUUGCAAUUUGUCAUCCUUUUUUAUCACACACCAUGUCCAAAUUAUCACGAGCAAUAAAAUUCGUUAUGGGAAUUUGGUUUAUAGCUAUGUUUUUAGCAAUACCACAAGCAAUCUCGUUCGGAAUCGUUUACGAGGAAGAUUCGUUUCAGCGGCGACGGGAAGAUCAUUACGUAUGCAGUGUUAAAAGGAUCAUCGUUCCCCAUGCCUUUGAAAUAUCAACAUUCGUUUUCUUCGUGUUUCCAAUGAGUGUCAUAACGGCUUUGUAUGUUUUGAUUGGUUUACAAUUAUACCGAUCGACAACUGUUAGACCUUCGAUAAGAUCGAAUAGUGUGAAAUUGAAACAUCGAAUAUGUAAACCAACCGUUGCUUAUUCGAGCAGUAUACCGCAGGCGGUGCUUAUUGUAAACGGAGAAAAUGACGUCGAAAGACAAGAAGAGGAGGGGAGGAAAAAUUUUUCCAGAAAUGCUCAAGCUACGAAACAUGUUGUAAAAAUGCUUGUUGCAGUUGUAGUUGCUUUCUUCAUCUGUUGGGCUCCGUUUCAUGCUCAACGACUUCUGGCUAUUUACGGAGACCCGAGAACUUCAGACAUGAUAACCGCAUUUCGGGUGUUGACUUACGCCAGCGGUAUCCUCUACUUUUUAUCAACUACAAUCAACCCAUUGCUCUAUCACAUUAUGUCACAUCGAUUCCGAGAAGCUUUUAAAGAUACAUUUAAUCGUUUUUUUCGUAGAAAGAGACGCCCAAAAGGAAGCACUAGAUGUUACACUACGCUAUCAGGUAGAUCAUCCCAAAUUAACAGUCACAGUAACACGGACUCCUGCAGCCGACAAAGUUCUUUAAGAUACCUCGAUUCGGACAUCAGUGGACGUUUAAAAAAUUCAAAACGCCCAUUAGUCGUUUCAUUUAAACGAAAACGACCAACUCAUUCCUCCAAAAGGACCAACUCUAAGCAAGUAUUUUUCGAUGUUGAUCUCCAAGAAGCACUUGAUAACUUAAAAUUACCACCGACAUCAAACGACAACGUUUAUUUUCGAAAUUCACUUUUCGACGAUGAAACUCAAGUUCAAUUGGAGCCGAAACACGUUUGUUGUUCCUCGCGGAUUGAGGACAUUGAGAUUUUCCAAGAAGGACAAAUGAAAAUCUUGAAGAAAAAGGAUGGUUUAAAUUUGGUUUUUAACAGAUCUUUUAACAACGAAGAAGGUGGUUCCAUGACGAAAUCUUGCACGAUGCCACAAAUAAUUUAUGGCGAAAAUUUGUGCGUUUCUAAUCGAUGGAAUGAAUUUAAUGGUAAAUGUGAAGUUGAUCGUAGUGGAAGUUGUUCCCAAUUGGAGUUUGUUAAAGAAAACGAUAGAAACUCAAGAAAUGAUGGGAUUAUUAUUCAAGUUCCGUAAACAAAUUUUUUUGUAUGUUAAAAAAGACUGAUGAUUCGUUUAGAUGUAAUUCGAUGUAUUUUUGUAUGUAAACAAAUUGUUAGCGAUUAUAUUAAGGUUGUACAUUAAACUAUGAAUGUUUGUUGUUGAAUGGAAUCAAUAAAUAAUAAAAAAACUUUGA